Molecule: messenger RNA, 1629 nt
Organism: Carlito syrichta (Philippine tarsier)
Lineage: Eukaryota; Metazoa; Chordata; Mammalia; Primates; Tarsiidae
Gene: CASP8
Product: caspase 8
Exons: 9
Coding region: 108-1547 (479 amino acids)
Biological process (GO): regulation of apoptotic process; proteolysis
Molecular function (GO): cysteine-type endopeptidase activity; protein binding
Source: RefSeq, a predicted model, not a curated record
GCACAGACGGGCAGUGGAGGCCUGUGGAGAAGGUGCUGCCAUUGCAAGAGACUCUGGGAAGGAUCUGUGUCUUCGUUAAGGUUUCGACGACAUUCUACCUCUAGAAGAUGGAUUUCAACAAUGUUCUUUAUAAAAUCGGGGAAGAACUGGGCCGGGAAGAUAUGGCUGCCCUCAAGUUCCUGAGCCUGGACCACAUUCCACAGGGGAAGCAGGAGCACAUCAACGAUUUCUUGACGUUCUCCGAGAAACUCAAGGAGAAGAGGCUGCUGGAGGAGGGCAACCUGUCCUUCCUAAAGGAGCUGCUCUUCCGGAGCAAUCGGCUUGAUCUGCUGGAUACUUACCUGCACACUAGCAUGGAGGAGAUGAAGCGGGAACUCCAGAUCCCUGGCCGUGCUCAGAUUUCUGCCUUCAGGGUCAUGCUUUUGCAGGUUUCAGAAAAUGUAAACAAAGAAGAAUUGAAGGAUUUUAAGUUUUUUUUGCGACAAAAGAUCCCCAAAUGUAAACUGGAUGGUGACAUGGACUUGCUGGAUGCUUUCAAAGAGAUGCAGAAGAUGGCCAUCCUGGGAGAGAGAAACCUGGACAUCCUGAAAAGCAUCUGUGACCAAGUGGACAAGAGUUUGCUGGAGAUAAUCAGCGAUUAUGAAAAGUUGCCCAGAGAGAGAAGAAUGAACCUCGAAAGAAGUCCUGAUGCGUGCUCAAACGGGGAGGAGAUAUGUGAGACACUGGCAGUAUCCAACCCUCUGAGAGAACAGGACAGCACAUCACAGUCACAGACAUCAGACAAAGUUUACCCAAUGACAAACAUGCCUCGGGGAUACUGUUUGAUCUUCAACAAUAAUGAUUUUAGUGAAGCCCGGAGGGAUGUGCCCAGACUCCGAAACAUUAAGAACAGGAAUGGAACAAACUUUGAUGCAGAGGCUUUGCGCGAGACCUUUACCAAGCUUCUCUUUGAGGUAGUAGAUUACAAAGACUGCACAGCCAGCAAACUUUGUGAGAUUCUGAAGUUCUACCAAAGCACGGACCACAGCAACAAGGAUUGCUUCAUCUGCUGCAUCCUCUCCCACGGAGACAAGGGCAUCAUCUACGGCACCGAUGGUCAAGAGGUCUCCAUCUAUAACCUGACAUCUUAUUUCACUGGUUUGCGGUGUCCUUCCCUUGCUGGAAAACCCAAACUCUUUUUUAUUCAGGCCUGUCAAGGGGAUAACUACCAGAAAGGUGUACCUGUUGAGACCGACUCAGAGCAGAAGGGUGAUUAUUUAGAAAUGGACUUAUGUCAGAGGAGAUAUAUCCCAGAAGAGGCCGACUUUCUGUUGGGGAUGGCCACCGUGGAUAACUACGUUUCCUUCCGAAGUACUGUGGAGGGAACUUGGUAUAUCCAGUCACUUUGCCGGAGCCUGAGAGAAAGAUGUCCCCGAGGUGAUGACCUCCUCUCCAUCCUGACUGACGUGAACUACGAAGUAAGCCACAAGGAUGACAAGAACAUGGGGAAGCAGAUGCCUCAGCCCACCUUCACACUAAGGAAAAAACUCAGACUCCCUCUGAAGUGACACUGCUCUUUAGAUGCAUAACACUAUGCUGAAUUCUUUAUUAAUCUGUGAUUUUUUUUCUUAAUUUAUUACUAUUUUGCAC